This is a messenger RNA of Haliotis rubra (blacklip abalone), 1089 nucleotides long. Its product is annotated as mitochondrial import inner membrane translocase subunit Tim16-like. The transcript is spliced from 4 exons. Gene Ontology annotation, cellular component: TIM23 mitochondrial import inner membrane translocase complex. NCBI's taxonomy places the organism in Eukaryota, Metazoa, Mollusca, Gastropoda, Lepetellida, Haliotidae. The coding region runs from base 98 to 472 and encodes 124 amino acids. The record is from RefSeq and is a predicted model, not a curated record. Gene Ontology annotation, biological process: protein import into mitochondrial matrix.
GUGAGGAAUUUACGAACAUUUAGUGCGGGAGGGAAUCGCGUUGUUUCCGGUGUCAAUAGAGGACAUGUGCAAGGUCUAGCAGUAUUACAGCAGAUAAAUGGCCAAGUAUCUAGCACAGAUCCUGGUCGCUGGGACACAGGUUGUUGGUCGAGCAUUUGCACGUGCGCUGAAGCAGGAGUAUGCAGCCAGCCAACAGGCAGCCCAGAAGGCUGGGGGAGGGAGACAGGGAGCUAGGAGAGCAGCUGCAGACACAGCUACAGGGAUGACGUUACAGGAGGCAAAGCAGGUACUUAAUGUGUCGGAAAUCACAGACAAAGAAUUGAUACAGAGUAAAUAUGACCACUUGUUUGCUGUCAAUGAGAAGUCCAAGGGUGGCUCAUUCUAUGUGCAGUCUAAGGUCGUGCGGGCUAAGGAGAGGAUUGACAUGGAGAUAACCAACCCUGAACCUAAAAACAAGAAGGAAGAAACAUGACGUCACCAUCUCCUAGACAGUGUGUGUGUUUGUGUGGAUGAUCAGGAUUGCAAUCAGGGCCAAAUUUGUACCCGCUGCAGAUCAACCUACCAUGAUGACAGUGUUUUGGAGAUUGGUUCAGUAUGCUUGAUUUGGAAUUAAGGAGAUAGCCUCAAACUGAAAUUAUCAUUAAGAUGUUGUAUGUCUUGCACAGUUACCAUGGUUACUUGAUAUGCAGGAAGUCUUUCUAUUCUUCAGUCUUCUUGUGAUACAUUUACCCUCAGAACCAAAGAUGCAAGAAGCUGACGAUUCUGGUCCAGUUCUGGUCCAAAUUUGUGCAUAAGGGCAUUAACCUACAUGGUAAUUUUCAUUAGUACCCACAUAGUUCACUUGAUUACCUGGCAUUUGUUGCUGAAGAAAGACAAACUGAGAUAUGCAAGUUAUCAGUGGUUCGAGUUUCAAAGGGAGCCAACUCUAAAUACACACUGGAGGUAUGCUGUUUAGUUCAGAAAAUGCAUGAUUGACCUGGCAUGUCCAUUGCUUGAUCCAUCAAGAACAAUGAUCUAUCACUAUACAAUUUAGAAAUCAUGUAUAUGAAGAACAGCAUUUGUUAACAAUUGUAAAGAUGUUUAAAUUUU